UACUCUAUAAGGAAGUGCGUGGGCAGUCUGUGUUGACCUCCCCGUGGAGUUGUGAGAGUAUAAAUCAGACGUGUUCCUAUUUUAAUCAGAGGACAAUGGCGGAAGUUUAAUAAAUGUGGAACGCUGGUAAUGAUCUACAUUUAAAAUGAUGUCCGUCCAAAAAGUAGUGUUGAAUUCAAGGCCUGGGAUUAACGGAGAGCCAGUUCCUGAAAAUUUUCGCCUGGAAGAAUGCAGCUUUGUAGUCGACCUGAAACCUGGCGAGGUAUUGGUACGGACACUCUACCUGUCAGUGGAUCCGUACAUGCGAUGCCGAAUGAAUGAAGACACAGGGACAGACUACUUGUCACCAUGGCAACUUUCAGAAACUGUGGAUGGAGGAGGAAUUGGGGUUGUGGAAGCCAGCAAGCAUGAGAACUUCACUCCUGAAGAUAUAGUAACUUCUUUUUUCUGGCCUUGGCAAAACCGAGCCAUUUUAGAUGGGAAGCUGUUGGAAAAGCUCGACCCCAAGUUAGUAGAUGGACAUCUCUCCUAUUUCCUUGGUGCGGUGGGAAUGCCAGGACUAACUGCACUACUUGGUGUAAGAGAGAAGGGUCAUGUGAGAGCGGGAACCAAUCAGACUGUGGUCGUUAGUGGUGCAGCUGGAGCUUGCGGUUCAUUGGCUGGCCAGAUAUGUAGAUUAGAAGGCUGUGCCAGAGUAAUUGGAAUGUGUGGCUCCAAUGAAAAGUGCAAAGUCCUGGUGGAUGAGCUUGGAUUUGACAAUGCUAUAAACUACAAGCUGGAGGAUGUCACCGCCAGGCUUCUGGAGUGCUGCCCUGCUGGGAUAGAUGUUUAUUUUGACAAUGUUGGCGGACCGAUCAGUGAUACUGUAAUAUCUCAGAUGAACAAAGAUGGACAUGUAAUCCUGUGCGGACAGAUCUCUCAGUACAACAGGGAUGUUCCAUAUCCACCUCCACUGCCAGCCAGUACCCAGGAGGUGCUGCUCACCAGAAACAUAACCAGGGAGAGGUUUACUGUGCUGAAUUACAGAGAGAAACACGCAGAAGGGACCGUGCAGUUGAGCUACUGGGUCAGAGGAGGAAAGCUCAAGGUUCUGGAGACAGUGAUGAGUGGACUGGAGAACAUGGGAGAGGCUUUUCACUCAAUGAUGAAAGGUGGAAACCUGGGGAAGCAAAUAGUCAAGAUAUCCGAGUAACUCGGCCACCAUGUAGUGUCAAAAUGACGUCUUCAGUAUCCACACUGGUAGCCAAGCUUGCUUUUUUAAAUUGCUUUAUCACUUGAGCUAUUAAAUGGCGUCUGAAGAUGGCAGGAAUAUUGCUGGGAAGAAUUGUUUUUUUUUGUUAUUCCCGGUCACACGCACUUGGUGACAUGAAGUGACGUGGGGUGACCUGUCGCAGCUCUGAUGUUUGUAAGCUGGCUGCACCGCCAUAUCUCUCAGACUAGCUGGUUUAGAAUUUUUAGUUAAUAUAUAAUAAUCUUUGAACAAUGCAAUCUAAUCCAGUGUGGAAGGACGGCCCCCCAGGCACAGAGAGGCACCGAAUGUCCCAAAAGACACACGUUUAUUAGUCUAUAAAUCAACAGCACCAUAAUGCCUAAAUUAUCCAGUCUCUGUCCCUUUGUUACUUUAGUCUCUACAUACUUCUGCCGCCUUUACUCCUCUCCUCCUGAGCUCCAUCUUCUUCCUCCUGACUCCAGCUCCUCUACUGGAGGGAGGCGGCCUCUUU
Polypterus senegalus (gray bichir) is the source of this 1721-nucleotide messenger RNA. It is a transcript of the gene ptgr2, whose product is annotated as prostaglandin reductase 2. The transcript has 9 exons. Bases 146 to 1192 code for a protein of 348 amino acids. Gene Ontology annotation, molecular function: 15-oxoprostaglandin 13-reductase [NAD(P)+] activity. NCBI's taxonomy places the organism in Eukaryota, Metazoa, Chordata, Cladistia, Polypteriformes, Polypteridae. Gene Ontology annotation, biological process: prostaglandin metabolic process. The record is from RefSeq and is a predicted model, not a curated record.